Molecule: messenger RNA, 894 nt
Organism: Durusdinium trenchii
Lineage: Eukaryota; Dinophyceae; Suessiales; Symbiodiniaceae
Source: the annotation of a GenBank genome assembly
AUGUCCUACCUGGCCCACCUUGACUUCAAGCAUCCCACAAACCUUUUUCCAAUGAUUCGCCUUGCAGCCUGGGCUUGCCAAUUGACAACCACCAGGCAUGAAGAUGGGUUUGCCAGGUUGUUGACCAGAAGUGACCUGGACAGACUCAAGUCCAAAGAUCUGGAGGAACAGGUGGUUGAAGCAGAGGCCAUGCUUGCUGAUGCAUGGAAGACAGCCAAUUCUUGGCUGUCCAGCCAAGCAAGUGAGACCAGGGACAAUGCUGAGGCCCAUGCCUUCAAAUCCUUUGGGCGAAUGGCAGUCAGAGCCAUGCUUUUUCUGUUGAACAAACAGAAGUUUUCCAGGGAGACCAAGCAAUGGGAGGGCUUGCCAGAAAUUCUCCAGUCCUUCACUGAAGAUCUUGCAGAGUAUGGCAGCACAUCCACUCCAUCCCAUGUACCUGAAAAGCCUUUGCAGAUCACUGAUGCCCUCAAUGCAGAUGCCAAAACCAUGGCUUUGCUACAGAAUGCCCAUAUGGAAAUUGGGAAGAUGUAUUGCUACCCCAAAGAGCAUGGCCAGAAGCCUUUCCAGCUCACCAAAGUGAAUGAUGACAAUGUAACCAUGGCCCAUUCAGCCCUAUUUCAAAGCCCAGAGGAAAUCCAUGUUGUGUUUGCAGACCUCAAGAAAUGGAAGGUCACCAAGUCUCAGAUGCCUCUCCUUUGCCCAGAAGAGACUGCCAGGCUGAGCUUGCCAGAGCAGCACAGUACUUGCCAAGAAGAGCUCACCAGGCUGUCAGUAGCCAAUGCCUUGCAUGCUUGCUACCAGUGCCAUGCUCUUGCACCAAAGCAGGUUGCAUUUGCUUUGUAUCCAAUGGCUCUUUAUACCCAGCAGUCCUUCAAAAAGAAGCAGCUCAAACUU